CUUUUAGGCAAUGUGACAACUGUAAAGUUUGAUCCUGGUCCCAGACACGGUGACACGGUCAGUCUACUAGUCCCAGCGGGAUUCAUAUCAAGAAAUGGCCAUCUUUCUACGCGCAACAGGCUUUUGCUCUUUCAAAAUGAGAAAAACAACAGGUAUCUGGCUGCAACAUAGAUUGCCAAGAUCCUGCAAUUUUUUGUGAUUUAUUGCAGAAUCUUUGGCAGUCAAUGUUUGUAGUUCAGGAGCUGAGUAGAACGAGGCCAAAUGUUAUAUUUAUCCCAGUCAUCCAGAGUCGCCUAGAUAGACCCAGGCCCAGAGCUUUCGUCGAACCCCUGCUGAAUGUACAGAUUAUCCCCGCUCUGUUUUGUAGAGCGCAGGUUAUAGGGCUUGAGAGUUCAACCCGGGCCUGAGCUCUGUCAACGGAUCUCACCGGUGCAGUGUGGAUAAAGAAAGGUAAUGCGGAAUUCAAGACACUGGUUUCCUUUUCUUCUCUUUUUUGCCACAUCAAGGGGUCCAGCAUUGACCUUUUCUCCUCUCGCAUUAUUAUUGGGGGCGAUUCCAUCUUUUUUAGUUAGAUGAUGUGUUCUCCUGUGCAUUAUUAUUGUUGUGCAUUGUGCAUCACUGCAUCGGGACCCUUCGAGGGAGCAGAGAAAUCACGUGUAUGGUUGGCUUAUAUAAGCUCUGGGUAAUGUGGCCGUGCAGCGACAGUAUCAAAAAAAUUGCAACGAGUCACAGAUUCCGGCACAAUAAUGACGACAGACAAGAGAGGGGAAAUAGGAUUGAGGGAUAGCCAUUGACCGGAAUUAAUCUAUUCUAUAAAGAUAUUUUUGUGUUGCACUUUCGCUUUUUCAUUUUCAUUAAAUAACAGCAGCUUUCUCUCAUUCCCGCCACCAGACUAACCCCAGGAGCACGUAACGUUGGCGGGUAGGUAUGGGCCCGAAGUCGAAAAGCGGCGGAGGCGCUGCGGCUGCCAGACAGAAAUCACAAGCAGCUGAAGAGGAGAGGGAGGAGGCGCUUCAGGCUGUUGUUUUGGCAGAUACCUUUGAAACACGAUUCGAACCCUUUACGCUGGAGAGGCCCCGGUGUCUCUUACCGCUCGCAAAUACUCCUAUAAUCGAAUACACACUGGAAUUCCUUGCCAAUGCCGGCGUCGAAGAAGUGUUCCUAUACGGUGGUGCGCACUCGGAGCAGGUGGAGAGAUAUAUCAAUGCCUCAAAAUGGAAAUCUCCUUCCUCCCCAUUCAAAAGCUUCAUCUUCCUAAAAUCGACCUCUACCUCCGUGGGCGACGUGAUGCGCGAUCUGGAUGGCAAGCAUCUAAUAACACGCGAUUUUAUCAUCGUCAGCGGCGAUGUGGUUAGCAAUUACCCUAUUGAAGAAGCGUUGGCAAAGCACCGCGCGCGCCGACAAACAGACAAAAACGCCAUCAUGACAAUGAUUCUGCGAGAAACGAAUGUUUCGCAUAGGUCGAACCCAUCCGCAGCUCCUGUCUUUUUCAUCGACCCGACCAAGGACCGAUGUUUGCAUUAUGAGGAGAUUGAAUGUCGGCCACGGAGAAGUUCCCACUCGUCGUCUUAUACCAAGCCGUCGAAUUUUCUCUCUGUCGACCCGGAUAUGUUGAAGGAGUUUGCGGAAAUUGAUGUCCGGAGUGAUCUGAUCGACACUUAUAUCGAUAUCUGCACGCCGGAGGUCCUUGGGCUGUGGUCAGAUAGCUUUGAUUACCAGACGCCCCGAAAACAAUUCCUUUUCGGCGUGCUUAAGGAUUACGAACUGAAUGGCAAAACUAUACACACCCAUAUUAUCAAGGAUCAUUAUGCGGCCAGAGUGCGGAAUCUGAGGACCUAUGACUCUGUCACCAAGGAUACCGUGUCGAGAUAUACAUAUCCACUUUGCCUAGAAACAAAUUUAGUCCCUGACCAUACCUACACCCUGAAACGGGGUAAUAUUUAUCAGGAACAAGGAGUGCGGUAUGCACAAUCGUGCCUCAUCGGCGCGAAAACCGUCAUCGGCCAAGGUACGACUCUCGGGGACCACACGACAGUUAAAAACACCGUGAUCGGACGACGUUGCCGCAUUGGCAAAAAUGUCGUUCUCGACGGCGCAUAUCUCUGGGAUGACGUGGUUGUUGGGGAUGGCACUGUGGUCCGACACGCCAUCGUGGCCAAUGAGGCGGUCGUGGGGGAUAACUGUAGAAUUGAGAAUGGUGCGCUACUUUCAUACGGAGUAAAAAUCGCAAACAGGACCACGAUCCGUGAAGGGAUGAAAAUUACCCGAGCGGAGCGGGAACAAGGCCCUGUCCCAAGUGAUCCUGAAAUUGUUGGAGACGGGGGCGUCGGAUACGAAUUCUCCCGCGAGGAGGAUGAGGAUGAUGAGAACGAUGAUGAAAGCGUUUCUUCAUCUGGCUUAUUAUACAACAUGGCCUCCCUCUCCCUCUCCACCGCCUCAAUCUCCACCCUCUCGUCCGAGUUCUCAGAUGACGACUUCUCCCCCCUCUACCGAAGCGGUAGCUUCGGCGCCUCCGUCUCCGACGACGACGGCGACCGCACCCAUUUCCACCACGACGCCGUCAACAGCAUUUACGACGGGCUCCGCGACGGCCUCAGCGCCGACGUCGUGCAGCUCGAGCUCGUCGGCCUGCGCAUGAGCGCCAACGCUUCCGAGCACCAGGUGCGCCGCGCUGUCGUGACCGCCUUCCUCAAACGCAUCCAGCAACUCAUGGACGCGCCCUCCCCCUCGCCCUCGCAGCCCUCGCUCAGCGCCAGCGAUGCCGUCAAGCAGGUCCUUACCAAAUACAAGGAUAUCCUGGAGCGGAUUGUGUUUGAUCGGGACGAGCCAGUGCGGAAGCCCGAUCAGGUUGAUUUGCUAUUAUUGAUUCAGCAGGAGUUGGUGGAGAGGAGUCGCGGGGAGACUGUGUUGUUGUUUAUGGCGAAGGAAUUGUAUGAUUUGGAGACGGUGGAGGAGGAGGCAUUUGAGCAGUGGUGGGCGGAUGAGAGGGGGGUGGCGAGUGAGGGGUUGAAGAGGGUUAGGAGGCAGACGGAGCCGUUUAUUGAGUGGUUGGUGAAUGCGGAUAGUGAGGAGGAGGAUGAGGAUGAUGAUGAUGAUGAGGAGGAGGAGGACGAGGAUGAUAGUGAAUAGGGGGACGAUUGAAAUCGCAUCAUUCUCGGAGUAUAUCACCUGUUUCUUUUAGUUUCGUCGAGGGAAGUCGAGCAACAAUGAAUGAUAUCAGAUAAAAUCCUACCGCACCCUUUUAGCAAAUGGAGAGAAGAUAGAAUUUAAAAGAACGCAAUAUUUGAAACUUCAUUAAAGGAAGCAAGGAAAUAUGGACCAGUCAUUCCUGCAGAACAUGCUAUGUACAAAAGAGUACAACAAGAUCAAGACCCCGUCCGUCUCUCUCAUAAAACAUACACCUUCAACAAGGGAGGGAGCAGUUCAAAUAAUGUACAGCAUGCAACUGCGUCACCUCGAUCGACGUGAAGGCCAGACCUUCUAGUGUUAACUCUUCCCCUACUAAAAAAAUCCCCGUUCCGUACACAUCAUUUCACAUAUCAUAUCAACAGACAUUUUCCAAACCGGCAUUUCAAUCCAUCACAAGCCCGAGAAUACGUACCAAAUAUCCAUCCAUAGGGUCCACCUUAAAUCUCCACGAAACAACACAAACACCAAUACCAAUACAAAUGGAUGGAAUGCGCACGCAUGUACGUACAUGACGACUCCAUCACUACAUAUCCAAAUGCACCCCUCCCAUUGACUUCGUAACCCCCUCAACAGCCCCCAUGCCCUUUACACCAGGCCCCACCACCUUCCCCUUCAUCCCCCUAGGCUUCGGCCGAGCCUGCACCAACUCACCCACCUUACACCUCCCACACCGACUCUUCUUCACAUCAAUACUCCUCGAAUGCCGCCCAUACUCAUGUCCACACUCCACACAACACCACAAGUACUUAUAAUGGAUGACAUACGAGUGUUUCGUCGUAAUGCGAAUUUUCGUCUUCGUACCCGUACCCCCAUCUGCACAGCCAUAGAGAGGAUGCGCAGCUAGCGCCUGCUCGCACCUGGCCGCCCACUGCUUGAAGCUGAUGCCGUGCGGGUUAUUGCGCACAUUAGAGAUCAUGAAGUUGGCUAGGUGGCAGUAUUCGUGCGCGAGGGUGUUGAGAAGGCGGUCUUCGCUGUCUAUGACUUUUGAGGCGAGUUCGAUGGAGGCGUAGUGGCGUAUGGGGGCGAGGAGGGCCGGAGUUAGAGGGAUUGCAUUGAUUUUGCUACCGGCGCUGGUGUUGCUGCCGGUGCUGCUUGAUGUACCCGUGAGUGUUGACUUGCUGCUAUCCGCUGCAGUGGUCGUCGUCGUUGAAACGUUAUCUUCAUGACAGGCAGCAGCAGAUAAUAAUAAUGACGAUGUCGCCUGCUGUUUCGAUUCCGUUUGCUGAACAGGCACUAAAGACGGCUUCUGCCUGACAGUCUCGCGCUUCCAAUUUGCCCUGCCAGCCGUAGUGUUUAGGGUCUUGCUCCAGAUAAUCUUCACCCCUCCCGCAGCUGCAGCGAGUUUCUGUAUCUCCCCACCCGUCACAGCGUCGUCGAGAGCCUUAAAGAACUCCUCCGCCAUCCGUAUUUUCUUCUCGUCGAACUCUUUCUUCUGAGCUGCGAGGGCCUUCUUUGCCGCCGCAGCUGCAGCGGCUGCGGCCUUAUUCGAAGGGGGACCUUUAAUUGGGCUCUUCGAGGGUGAUGACUGCGGUGAGGUGGAGCGUCUGUUGGACAUGAUCCCCUUGCUACUGUCUUCGUUAUCUGAGUAUAUGUGGAACCUCUCAAGACCUCUGCGUGGGGUAUUCAUUUUCCUAGGAGAGUACUGGUCGUUCCAUUCGUUGAUGAUAUCUUGGCUCCAGAAAGCGUCUAUGCUGGGUCGAUGGGGGGUGGGUGGGAUCCGGCUCUUGCUUUUAGAGGGCGAGUAUAGGCGAAGUUUUGAAGGACUGGAUGGCGGAGUGACGAUGACCGCUGUCCGGUUCUCUGAUUCCCCUGACCUGGAAGAGGAUGACGGCUGGGAGCUACAAAGUAUUCUCUUCAGCCGUUCGUAUUCAUUGUGAAAACAAAAGUCUCAGUAUGGGCUGAAAUGAAAGAAACACUUACCCUUCCAUACUUCCACCAAUAGAUUCGUGAUCAAUGCCCCUAUUUUUCUUCGGAGAGAUUGGUUUUUUUGAGCCAGUAAGCGAUGCAGGAGGCUUCAGAUCGAAUUUCUUCGGCAACAAUGGAAUCACCACAUUCUGCUCAUCGCUGUCAUCCUCGCUAUCAUCGCUACUGCUAUCAAACAAAGAGUGUGGUGUUGACCUGUUGGAUCUCGCCUUCACAUCAUUCACAGAAAGAUGUGAAUUCACACCACCACCGCCAACACCAGUUCUAGUAGGGUCUGUGUUAUUCCCUCCACGAGCAACAACCCCUUUGUCUCGAAACAGUGCUUUCGGUGUUAUUGAUGCUGGUGUUGGCCGUAAUCCCCUAAAAAGCUUCCUGGGCGACGAGCGGGGUUUGGCGACAUAUUCAUCCUCCUCUUCAUCUCCAUCUCCAUCUCCAUCGCUCCCAGUCAAACUGGAUUCGUCGAAAUAACUGAGAUCCUCAUCGUCCCCAACGAUAAAAUCAUCCAACGAGUCAAAUUCAUCAGUUUCUUCUUCCUCUUCUUCCUCUUUCUCUUUCUCUUCCUCCUCCGACUCAACGCCCCCCUGCUCCCUCCAUUCAUGUCUCCCCGUCAUCUCCUUCACUUCCCUCACGCCAGCGCCAUCAGCACCACCACCACUACUCCCCCUGCCAUUCCCCCCCUCUUUAUCCCUCCUCCCCUCCCCAACCCUAGCCCCAGCCCCAUACUUAUACUCCUCCAACUGCCCCGGCAACGGCGCAUUCUCGACAUCCCCCAAUCCCCUUCCCGGCGUCAGGCCAUCAUACCUUCCAAUCGCCGCGGGGAACGGCAUGAGGAGCGAGUUCGUGUGUCGGGGUCUUAGCUGGCGUCGUUGGCUGUGGUGACCGCUGCUUCGAGGUGUUUGCGCUGUGGGGCGGGGUGGGGACGGGGUGUCUCUAUCAUCAUGAUGGUCGUCGUCGGAGGCUGUGGAGGCCGUGGGUUUGCUAUGUGCAUCUGUUCUCGUCUUCGUAGGACUUCUAGUACCGCGCAAGGGUUUCGGAUUUGCUUUUGUUCCGUGCACUUUCGCCGUUGUACCUCUGCCAGCGCCAGUAUCUAUAGUUGCGUUUGUAGCUACAACCGCCUUCAACGCACGCGUGAUACCUCCACGCCUAGCCCUAGGUGGUGUCCUCGAAGCGUUCUUCCCCCGGUUCUUCUCGUAGGCGGAGGAGCCAUCUGUAUCCCCAACGUCGGAAUCCUCUCUAAUAUCCACCACCACACCCUUAGGCGGCGCGCGGCUGAGUCGUGCCAUCUUUCCCUAUUUCCUAUUUCCUAUUUCCCUUUUCCCUUGCUUUCUUAAUUAUUUUCCCCCGCUCUCGCUGUGCGGAAUGUGUCGGGUGCGCGAUAGCUUUCACCCUUAUAUGAUGUAUGUAUGUUUUGAACAUCAAAUCAAACCAACUCGAGUUCCCGCAGCAAUGCCUCCCCCUUCCCGUUUAUGUCUCUCUCCUAGUUCCUCGCUAUAUACACACAAAACCAAACCCACGCACCCGCAAAAAUAGUCAGUUACUCGUAUAUACCCGGUUCGAUUCGUCCGUGCGUCGUUAAGGAAUAAUUAAAAUAAUGAUCAGUCACUGCUGCUAUCGCAUAUCGCUGCCUUUGUUUAGAGGGUGAGCCAGUGAUUCAACACAGAAGAGGUUUAU
Blastomyces dermatitidis ER-3 is the source of this 6783-nucleotide messenger RNA. Its product is annotated as translation initiation factor eIF-2B subunit epsilon. Lineage: Eukaryota; Fungi; Ascomycota; Eurotiomycetes; Onygenales; Ajellomycetaceae. The transcript has 6 exons. The coding region runs from base 928 to 3129 and encodes 733 amino acids. Gene Ontology annotation, molecular function: guanyl-nucleotide exchange factor activity; translation initiation factor activity; translation initiation factor binding. Gene Ontology annotation, biological process: biosynthetic process. The record is from RefSeq and is a predicted model, not a curated record. Gene Ontology annotation, cellular component: eukaryotic translation initiation factor 2B complex.